AUGUCACAUACUUCAAAAUUACAUCAAUUGCUGAUACCCAUAACUUUAUUAAUAUGUAUGGUUAACGCGGAAAUGGAGAUGGAUGAUACAGAAGAAUUCACAAGACCAAAUAUAACAAAUGCAGGAUCCAAAACGUUCCAUUGGUUGAUGACUUUAUUAUUAUUACUGAUUGUACCUUCUUUAGCUACUGUUUUAACAUUUGCAGAAAAAUUACAUACUUCAGUUUUCCUUCAAUUAGUUUCUUUGGGGUAUGCUGCUUUAGAGGCUUUGUUUUUAAGAUUUCCAGAUGGUGAUGGUGUUGAAAAUAGAACAAGUAGAGGGACUGCUUGGUUUUUAUUAUUUUUAAAUGGUGCUACUGUAUUCGUUGGAUCUUUAAAUUCUGGAACAAAUUGGUUUUUAAAGAACAAGAAUGGGGGAGAAGUUCAUUGGAUAGCUAAUUUAGGUGAACGUUCAAUUAGAAUAAUUCAUAGAACUUUAAGUGUCUUGUUAACUUUAACAGGUUGGAUCAAGACAUGUUUAGCACCUGUGGCAAUGUUUGGAUUUUGUCGUGAAAUUCAUACAGGUCAAUGUAUUGCACAUGGUAUUAUGGGGACUGCAUUUAUUGGUUAUGGAUUAUUUUAUGCUUUAAUUCUUGUAUUACCAUAUUUUAGAGAAACAAGACAUAAAAAUUCACAAGAUUUCUAUGAUUCAUUAGUUAUGACAGUUUGGGGAAUUGUUAAUACUUUUACAGAACAUCGUUGGGGUCGUGAAGGUUGGGGUCAUGGUGAUUAUCAACAUACAGCUAUGGGUAUUAUUUGGUGGUCUGGUGGAUUAUUAGGUUUGUAUUUAGGGAGAGGUGGUAGAAGAACUUGGAUUCCAUCUUUAUUAUUAAUUUAUACUGGUUGGGCAAUGUCUGAACAUAAUCAACAUUUAGCUAUAAGCACUAAAGUUCAUUAUAUGUUUGGAUUAUCAUUAAUGCUUGGUGGUUUUAUUAGAAUUUUGGAAAUUACAUUUUUAUUAAAUGAUGAAAGAUCUAUUCCUGGUAAAAUCAUGUCAUUUCAAUAUUUACCAUCAUUUUGUCUUAUUGAAUCAGGUGUUAUGUUUAUGGCUGCUAAUGAAGAACAAUUAAGAUUAGUUUUAAGAUUAGAAGCUGAUCAUAGUUCAUAUAUCAUGGUUGUAACAUCAGCUGCAUUUUUGAUUUAUUUAUGGUUUUUAUUAUUGUUGGAAUUAUAUCAAACAUUAACAGCUAGUUAUAAGAUUGAUUUAACAAGAUAUGCAUCAGUUUCAGGAACGGAUCGUGAACAACAACAAAAUGAUGAUUUAGCAAGUUUUGAACUGGAUGAUUUAGAAGAAGAUCGUCGUUAG
Hansenula ciferrii is the source of this 1344-nucleotide messenger RNA. It is a transcript of the gene YTP1, whose product is annotated as Ytp1p. Bases 1 to 1344 code for a protein of 447 amino acids. NCBI's taxonomy places the organism in Eukaryota, Fungi, Ascomycota, Saccharomycetes, Phaffomycetales, Wickerhamomycetaceae. The record is from RefSeq and is a predicted model, not a curated record. The transcript has a single exon.